Molecule: messenger RNA, 1023 nt
Organism: Coregonus sp. 'balchen'
Lineage: Eukaryota; Metazoa; Chordata; Actinopteri; Salmoniformes; Salmonidae
Source: the annotation of a GenBank genome assembly
AUGGACAAAAACGUGCGGAAGCUUCGAAGUAAAGAUAUAAACCCAUGCAUUGAAGUAUGUGUUAGUAUGCAGGCUACAUGUUUGAAUGAGAUUAUGCCUGCUACAUUUGAGAUCUAUACUGGUUUGAAUGUUGAUGUCAUUUCUGUCGAAUUCAACCACAUAUGACAUUGCUCUUUUCCAGGAAAGCGAUGGCUCUCAGAAAUGUUUGGAUGCCAAUAACUAUGAUAAGAACAUGUGUUCUGCAUAUUUUCUGAGAUACAAAAACUGCAGAAAAUACUGGGUGAGUAUGCGUUGGAGCAAUCCAUGAGUACCAAUCUAAUGUAGCCUAAUGCAUUGCGAGAUCUAAAAUAGAUAUUAAGUAUUGCAUGUAGGCCAACAUGAGGCAAAGAUUAACAAUUCAAACUUAGGGAUGGUCCAAAGGGAAUGUUUAAUGCUAAAAAUAAAACACAAUAUACUCAAAUCACAUCAAACUGAAAUUGGAAGGACCAGCAGCAUGCCUCCCUGCAUUCAAAGCUCGUUCCCUGUAGAGUUAUUCUGUGCCAGUCUUUAAAUUAUGGAAUCAGCUUAAUUGAUUAGCACCUGCUGAAGAGAGGCCACCACUUUAUUAUUUUUUGUAUGUUACCCCCCUUUUCUCCCCAAUUUCGAUCUUGUCUCAUCGCUGCAACUCCCCAACGGGCUCGGGAGGCGAAGGUCGAGUCAUGCGUCCUCCAAAACAUGACCCGCCAAACCCCGCUUCUUAACACCCGCCCGCUUAACCCGGAAGCCAGCCGCACCAAUGUGUCGGAGGAAACACUGUUCAACUGACGACCGAGGUCAGCCUGCAGGUGCCUAGCCCGCCACAAGGAGUCACUAGAGCACGAUGAGCAAAGAAUGGACUUAACACUGGAGUCAUGUUGCUUUUUCUGUAAUUUUUUUCAGCACAACAUCAUGGUGAAUCGGAGACAAGACGGCGUGAAGCCUGACAUGCCCACUGCUGAGGAGCGCCAGGAGAUACUAGCUGCCAUUGGAGGCAAGCCCUACUGA